AUGCGCGCUGCUCUGGCCGCAGGGUUCUCUCCCAACGAACUAGACCGCCGCCCCCGUGCUGAAGGUCGCGCACUAGACUGGGCGAUCUGCGAUGGUCGUUCUGUCAAUUACGCUGUGCUCAAGCAAAAUCUUCCUGUUGUUGAACUACUGCUCGAAGCCGGCGCCGACCCAAGGCUUCCUUCGAGGGGUGGCUCCUCGCCGAUUGAUUCUUUAGAGGCCUGGUUCAAGCAGUAUGAGAUUCAUGGGGAGACGUGGGCAGAGGAGGAUUUGGAGCUGAAGCCGUUCUUUGAAAAGGCAUUGGAAGCCAUGAAGAGGACGAGAGAUGAGCUCAAUGGUGAGUUUUGCACUGAUGCCCUGUUGUCGGCUCAUUAUUUGUUCGCUAACUCAAGGUGUGAAUAG
Bipolaris victoriae FI3 is the source of this 399-nucleotide messenger RNA. RefSeq lists its product as hypothetical. The transcript has a single exon. Lineage: Eukaryota; Fungi; Ascomycota; Dothideomycetes; Pleosporales; Pleosporaceae. The record is from RefSeq and is a predicted model, not a curated record. Bases 1 to 399 code for a protein of 132 amino acids.